Mauremys reevesii (Reeves's turtle) is the source of this 1850-nucleotide messenger RNA. Its product is annotated as carbonic anhydrase 1-like. Gene Ontology annotation, molecular function: zinc ion binding; carbonate dehydratase activity. Lineage: Eukaryota; Metazoa; Chordata; Testudines; Geoemydidae. The transcript has 8 exons. The record is from RefSeq and is a predicted model, not a curated record. Bases 171 to 917 code for a protein of 248 amino acids.
AAAAUCUGAUUAUAAAGUAUUACGAAAUCUCUUACUUGAUGAUGUAUAUAAACUCCCUAGUGUAAGGCAGAAAUUCGGUGGUGAAGUAAAGUGCAGACUUCAUCCCAGAAUUAGCUACUACGGGCAUCACCAAUUUCUUUUUGAAGACAAGAUCCUGCAGUUAGAAGAACAUGACAAGUCUGAACUGGAGUUAUCAAGGCAACAAUGGACCCGACGAGUGGCACAAAUUAUACCCUAUUGCCAAUGGAAACCAUCAGUCCCCUAUUAACAUUAAAACCAAGGAAGUCAAAAAAGAUCCAUCUCUGGAGCAUCUCAAGAUCACCUGGAAUUUGAGCACCUGCAAAGAGAUUGUCAAUGUUGGACACUCCUUCCAUGUGAACUUUGAGGACAAGGAUAACCGAUCAGUGGUGACCGGUGGACCUCUGACUGGAAAUUAUAGGCUGCAUCAGUUUCACUUUCACUGGGGCCAGACUGACGAUCAUGGUUCUGAGCACACUGUGGACGGAGAAAAAUAUGCCUCAGAGCUUCACCUGGUUCACUGGAAUUCAGACAAAUAUUCAAGUUUUGCUGAGGCUUCAGAUAAGCCUGAUGGUUUGUCAAUCAUUGCUGUUUUUCUGAAGGUUGGUCCCCCCAAUGAACAUGUGCAGGACAUUGUGAAGGCAGUAGGUUCGAUAAAGACUAAGGGUAAAAAAGCUCCAUUUACUAAUUUUGACCCAUCAACUUUACUUCCUGGAUCCUUGGAUUACUGGACCUAUUCUGGCUCUCUGACUCAUCCUCCCCUUUUUGAGAGCGUCACCUGGAUUAUCUAUAAGGAGCCCAUUACUAUCAGUUCAGAGCAGCUGGCCCAAUUCCGCAGCCUCACAUUGACCAAUCAUCGGCUUCCCCAGCCAUUGAAGGGCAGACAAGUGAGAACCUAAUUCCAGCAUGGGUGCUGCAGUAAGAGAUCUUCCAUUGACUGCUUCUGUCUGAACUAAGGCAGUAGCUCUGCUGUUUGGUUACUAAGUCAUUCACCAACAACUUCAACAUCACCCUAGCUAGACCUGACCUCCAAGAACAGUGUUCACUUGGCCUUAAGAUCAGAAAGGCUCUUCCUCUAAGCUUUCUUCUGUGAUAUGAAUUAUACGUCUUCUGAGAAAAAGAAAGCACUGCUAGCUCUGUUCUCAACCUGCAUGUCAAACACUAUAAUACAUACUGCCCUCCAUUUCUACUUUUUUUUUUUUGCCAGUCAAAGGUCAUUUUAGUUUACCCCUCUUCAGUUCUCCCAAAAUAAAUCUGCUUGUUUAACAGAAUAAAUCAGACUGGAACGGCCAUUAUAUUAACUGUAUUACCUACGUGAUCCUUUUGGGAAGGGAUUGUACUCAUGAUCAUAAAACAACUUUGUGGUGUUUAUUAUAUUUUAUAAAUGCACACAGGGAUUGUGCUGGGUGUACAUUUUAGAAAUCCAACAUUCCAGUAAAUAACCCUAAUUCCCAUCCAUUUUCCUGAAAUAAACAUGACUACCUUCUUAGAAACUCAAUGUGGAUCAGAGCCAUGGCGUUUGGACCUGGAUUUGGAUCACAAUUUAAACUUUCCCAAAAUGUGGGUGUAUUUGGACUUGUAAUUCUGGCUCAUGGAAGAGAUAUGCCCAAGCUGUAAAGUUUGGAUAUUGAUCCAGAUCCUAAAGUUUGGCUCUGAUCCUGCAACUGGAUCCCUGUGGGUGAACCUUUACAUCAAUAUAGAGAUCCAUGGAAGUCACAGAUGCUCUACAUAAGUGCAAAGGUCCACUCAGAGGGAUCCAGUUACAGUCUGGGGACCUGUGUGUGUCUAUAUGUGGUGAUAAGCAGGGGAGAAAUUCAAGCCACUGUUCAGUU